Oncorhynchus gorbuscha (pink salmon) is the source of this 1589-nucleotide messenger RNA. Its product is annotated as apoptosis regulator Bcl-2-like. Gene Ontology annotation, molecular function: protein homodimerization activity; protein heterodimerization activity. Gene Ontology annotation, biological process: extrinsic apoptotic signaling pathway in absence of ligand; negative regulation of intrinsic apoptotic signaling pathway; intrinsic apoptotic signaling pathway in response to DNA damage. Gene Ontology annotation, cellular component: mitochondrial outer membrane. NCBI's taxonomy places the organism in Eukaryota, Metazoa, Chordata, Actinopteri, Salmoniformes, Salmonidae. The coding region runs from base 841 to 1470 and encodes 209 amino acids. The transcript is spliced from 2 exons. The record is from RefSeq and is a predicted model, not a curated record.
CGAGGGAGUGGACGAGGGGAAAGCUGACGGCUACUGUAACUCACUGCAUGAGAGGAGCGUCGCUGAAAUCGUUUGAAUACAAUACACAAGUAACCUGCGCUUUUCUAUCCGUAUACAUCUUGGACCUUCUGUCUGGUGCUUCUGUUUGAGUUUUUUGUGCAUUUCUCUGUGAAAUAAGAGUAGGCUAUUUCGAGAGCUGCAUUGCAAAUCAUUUCUCUUCCGUCUUUCUGGGACUUUGUAGUUCAUGUCUGAGGAUUCAACCCCAGAACGCAAUAAUGUAACUGAAUCAAAUACUUUCCCCCCGGGACAAAUAGGCCGAGCUACACAGUGUUGAUUGAAGCAACCGAUUGAGACAGUCAUACGCUCGUGUUCCAAGUGAGGAUCAGCUCAAAGCAUAUCCAAAACGCAUUACUGUUCCAAUGGAUUCCUGAAAAGGGGCGUACCAUAUGCAAGAACCAGACAUUGCGGGCAGAUCAUUCUACUACAUUCUGUACUGUAAAGUUGACUGGCUGCUGGAACUAGAAAUGUAUGUUAGAAUAGCACAAUUUCUUUGACCCGAUUAAAUAUUUGAAUGCGCAUGUUUUUAAAAGAAAACAGUGUUUCCACAUGCUCUUAUUGGAAUAGGCUAUGUCAGUUGGAAAUACGAUUUGAUUACUUUGUAUUAUUUUCUACCACGGCUGGAACAAGCGUUGCUAUGCAGAUCAUGCACUGUUGGCCAAUGUUAGCGAUACAUUUGAUCGUCUGACACCAUAUCUCAUUUUAGGGGAUAUCUUUUAGACUGUCUCAACCAACUAUUGGAAAUGUAUUUUGCGUAAACAGCUUUUUGGAUAUUACAAAACCAUGAUGGCAAACGAGAAUCCUUAUAACAGUCGCUUUAUUGUCGAAAAAUACAUCCAUCACAAACUGUUGAAAAUGGGAUUUGUAUGGACAUUUCAAGGAGAAAACGAUUCUCCAAAUAAUGGCUUUGGGGACCCCUCUACACUCAACUCCCCCUUAGUUUUUGCACGAAGGUCCCAGCCCACUGCCGCGGGAGAGGACACCGACUCUCCUUUCCAAAACAGGAGUCCGCAACCUGACCCACAUGCCAGGCUCCACAGGGUCCUGCGCGAGGCGGGUGGCGAGAUUGAAAGAAUGUAUCAGCGGGACUUUACAGAGAUGUCGGGGCAGUUGCAUUUUACACCCAGCACGGCACAGAGAAGGUUUACCGCUGUAAUAGAUGAGCUCUUCAGCGACGGGGUAAACUGGGGUCGGAUUGUGGCUUUCUUUGAGUUUGGAGGGACAAUGUGCGUGGAGAGCGUCAACCGGGAGAUGACGUCCCAAGUAGACAACAUCGCUCGUUGGAUGACGGAGUACUUGAACGGACCCCUACAGAACUGGAUCCAGGAGAAUGGUGGCUGGACCCUACCCUCCAUGCCUGCUGGGAUGACUCUACCGACUGGCAAACCAACAUGUAGAAACCUUCGAAGAUGACGGCAGUCAAAUGCAACCGCCGGAUGGUUGAACCGACGAACGGUAGAUGAACGCGCCGAAUGAACGGCAGAUGAACAGAAGAUGAACGGCAGAUGAAUGGUUAACAGACAGUCCGUGUG